AUGACCUACCCAUUCGGGCUCUUUGGUGGUGGUAUUCUGCCAUACCUAUCGUUUUACCCCUGCACACCCGUACCCCAGAAGAGAGCUUCGCACUUAAUCAAGGACAUUUUGGGCAUCAACGAAGAUCUGCCGCAAUUAGAUGAUUUUGGAAGAAGCGUUGAGGCUACUCCACAAUCAGAUAAUAAUAACAGCAGACCAGCGAAGAAGAAGAAAGCGAGAACAACAUUUAGCGGAAGGCAAAUUUUCGAACUGGAGAAACAGUUUGAGACGAAGAAAUAUCUCUCAAGCACAGAACGGAGCGAACUUGCGAAAAACCUGCAUGUGACCGAAACACAGGUGAAAAUUUGGUUCCAGAAUCGGCGAACGAAAUGGAAGAAAGCAGAUCAGGAUCGUCGUGAGAAAACUAUUUCUAAUCAACCACAAACCGGUGAAAAAAGCUCUAAUUCUUUGCAAUAA
This is a messenger RNA of Cylicocyclus nassatus, 456 nucleotides long. NCBI's taxonomy places the organism in Eukaryota, Metazoa, Nematoda, Chromadorea, Rhabditida, Strongylidae. The record is from the annotation of a GenBank genome assembly.